This is a messenger RNA of Culex pipiens pallens (northern house mosquito), 7052 nucleotides long. It is a transcript of the gene ed, whose product is annotated as hemicentin-2. The record is from RefSeq and is a predicted model, not a curated record. Gene Ontology annotation, molecular function: cell adhesion molecule binding. Gene Ontology annotation, biological process: cell-cell adhesion. Lineage: Eukaryota; Metazoa; Arthropoda; Insecta; Diptera; Culicidae. Gene Ontology annotation, cellular component: cell-cell junction. The coding region runs from base 1048 to 4866 and encodes 1272 amino acids. The transcript is spliced from 9 exons.
UGUUUAGUUUCGAAUAUCGCCACAUCGGGCAACGACGUGUUAUUGUCGGCUGUGUGUUGUUGUUGUUUUUGUGUGGUACCUCAAGGUGAUUCUUGGAGGGCCCUUUUUUACCUGUGGCGACGAACCCCGCUACCUCCUCCCCUCUCCUCACCUGUGCGCAUGGUGAUCGGUAGAGCGCGCGCAGGAUAUUUGCCGUGAAUGUGCGUGUGGGUUUGCGUAGGUGGCCUACUAGGACCACGAAGCCCGAUGCAGUGGAAGCAAUAGACGUCUAACACGAGUCGUUCGCCGGGAAUCCACUGCAUCGCCUACUGUGUGUGGGUGCGAUUAAGAAGGAAAUUCGAUCGGCGUGCCGCGGCGAUUGAUUAUGCUAAUUGGAGAUUACUUAAUUUCGCUAAUUACUGCAACUUGUUUAUCCGUGGCGAAGUGUGCGAGUGAGCAUUUGUUUAUGCUUUGUUUGGGGUGAAAACAACUCGAAAAGGCCUCGCAAGUGGUGUAAAGGCUCUCAAGGUGAAGAUCGUGCCGGAGAAAGAGCUCGAGUGUUGUGUAUCAAAAGAGAAGGUGCGAAAUAAUGGUUUAAUAAAACAAAUAUGUUUAUUUAAUCAAUUAAACGAGAGAGGCAACGAGAGUGAGAGAAGAGUUUUGAAAAUCAAAUUCGGAAAACAGCAGCUGAGUGAUUGAUUUGUUUGCAAGUGUGGUUGUUGCGGCAGAGGAUCAAAUCGCGUGGCGGAAUUUUUGGAAGUGGCACAGAUUUCAACGCCAAUAACCGUGGCGAAAACUAAACACGCUGGGCUAUGAAGCAUUAUCGACACUGAUCGACAGUUUUCUGGUUUGUGUUGAAGGCGCGCGAAAUCUGCUCGACUGGAAAAAUGGUUGAGUGAAGAAUUUGAGGCACUUUUUGGUGAGGGUGAGAAAAAGUGCAGCCACGCGGAGGUGUGGAGUGUUGUUUUGUUUGUGACAAUUGAGCCGGAAAUUUAGACACGAGCGAUUGAGACGUUGAAUUGGCGGCGUGAUUAGUUCGAGACUGCUGCUGACCACGAUUGACCCAUUAUGGAUUCGUUACGAGUUACACGAGCGAUGGAUAUACCGAGAAGCGUUACAGCACCCCGACCGAUGGUGAUAGCGCUGGCCGUGCUGGCCCUGCUCGCGAGCAGUUGCUCCGCCGAUAAGACCAUGGACACCCGGGAGGGUGAGGACAUCACGCUCAAGUGUCGCUUCAACGAGCACUACUCGGACCGGGAGUACUCGUACUACUGGGCCCGCCAGAGCCUCAACAAGUACGACAACGUGGCGAUCAAGGCCGAUACCUUCAACCAGAACUACAAAAUCGACUACCGCCCGGACAAAGGCAUCUACGACCUGCAGAUCCUGAACGUUUCGUACUCCCGGGACAACGGCCGCUACGAGUGCCGCAUCAAGCUGUUCGGCGACGGCGAGGUCAUCUACGAGGACUACUACAACCUGACGGUGCUGACGCCGCCCCAACCCCCGCUCAUCUUCCCCGGCUCGGAAACCACCGCCACCGAGGACAAGGCCCAGGAGCUGACCUGCAGCAGCGUGGGCGGUUCGCCCGAUCCGAUGAUUUCUUGGUACCGCGAGGGCAGCACGACCCCGCUGGCCGCGAACCUCAUCUCCGGCGGCUCGCGAGACAUGCAAACGACGAGCACGCUGACGAUCAUCCCGCGCCGCGAGGACGACGGCGCCAAGUUCAUGUGCGUCGUGUGGAACCGUGCCCUGCCGGAAGGCCAACGGCUCGAGACGGUUACGACACUGUCCGUCAACUACUUUCCUCGUGUCGAGAUCGGUCCGGAGAACCCGCUGAGCGUGGAGCGCGACCAAACCGCCAAGCUGGAGUGCAACGUUGACGCAAAACCCAAGCCAGAACGCGUCCAGUGGACGCGCAACGGACGCUUUAUCUCGUCCCACCCCGUCCACACGAUCCACCGGGUAUCCCUGCAGGACGCCGGCAAGUACGCGUGUUCCGCCGACAACGGGCUGGGCAAGUCCGGCGAGCAGGAGAUCAUCCUGAACGUGCUGUACCCGCCGAUCGUGCACGUCGAGGCGAAGAGCAAGGAAGCCGAGGAGAAGGAAACGGUGCAGAUCAAGUGUAACGUGACGGCCAACCCGCCCCCGGUGACGAUCGAGUGGCUGAAGGAGGGCGAUCUGGAGUUCCGCAAGAAUGGAGACACGCUGACGCUGCGGGAUGUUCGCGCCGAGGAUGCCGGAACUUACGUUUGCCGAGGUAUCAACAUCAUGAAGCCGUACGGAGGUAAGACGCUGGAACGGGAGGGUAACGCCUCGAUCGCGUUGUUGGUGCGUCACAAGCCUGGUCAGUCGGUGAUCACUCCGGAGAAGCCGGUGGUUCACGUUGGGAACAGUGUGAGUUUGAUGUGCAAGGCGGAUCCUCCGGGUUGGCCGCUGGCUCAGUACCGUUGGUACCGCGAUGUUGGAGGUGAAAUGUCGCCGACGGUGAUCGCGCAGGGCGCCCAAUAUCUGAUCCCGAAGGCUGGUCUUCAGAGCGAAGGCAAGUACUACUGUCACGCUGGAAACGAUCUCGGUAACGGAGAGAUGGCCAGUGCUACGCUGGAAGUUCACCAACCACCACAGUUUCUGGCCAAGCUGCAGUCCAACAUGAUCCGACGCGCUGGAGAGGCUGACUUUACCGUGACUUGCAGUGCCAAGGGCAAGCCGGAACCGUCGAUCACCUGGUUGAAGGACGAUGUCGAGAUCAUUCCCGAUAUGCACAUGUUCGAAGUCAAGACCAACAUCGCCAAGGGACCCAACGGCAUGGUUACCGUCCAGAGCAUGCUCAAGUUCGCCGGAAAGGUCCGCCCCAACGGGAACGAUCUGAUGUCGGGUGAUCGCGGCCAGUACACCUGCCUGUACGAGAACGAGGUCAACAAGGCCAACUCUACGAUGCACCUGAAGAUCGAGCACGAACCGAUCGUUCUGCACCAGUACAACAAGGUCGCCAACGAUAUCCGGGAGGUCGCCGAAGUGGUUUGCAAGGUCCAAUCCUACCCGAAACCGGAGUUCAUGUGGCAGUUUGGAACCAACCCGACUCCGCUGCUCAACAGCGAUCACUACGAGAUCAGUUCGACUUCGGACAGCAACGACAUCUACACCAGCAUCCUGAAGAUCAGCAACCUGCGCCACCAGGACUACGGAGACUACCACUGCCGGGUGUCCAACGCCCUGAACACGAUCCACGUUCCGAUCCGUCUGCAACCCAAAGGACCCCCAGAGAAGCCCUCCAAGCUGAAGGCCGUCGAGCUGGGCUCCAACUUUAUCGUGCUCUCGUGGACUCCCGGAUUCGACGGAGGUCUCGCCAACACCAAGUACUUCGUCUCUUACCGCAAGAUCGUGAUCCCCAACGAGAGUCUGGUCACCGACGAUUGCGCAGCAGUCGCUGCAAGCGGUGCCGAAUGGAUGGAGUUCGACUGCCAGCGGGAAGUCCCCUGUACGAUCACCCCUCUCGAUCACCACCAGAGUUACGUCUUUAAGGUGAAGGCCCUCAACACCAAGGGUGUUUCCGAACACUCGAACGAGAUCAGCGCAACGACGAAGGUCGAGAAGGUCCCCGUUCCCCAGCGAGCCUCAUUUGACCCGGAAACCCGCAUCUUGGCGCUGAACAUCGCCCCGACCUGCCUGUCAAUGAUCGCGAUCGUGGAGUCAGUGAUCUACGGCGACACCCCGAUGGCCGCCUGGCACAUUAUCGAAACCGUCGAGCUGGACGUCAACGGACACGAACCGACCUACAAGGAGAGCAAGAUCGAGCACUUUGUGGCGAAUCGCCGCAACAACGGACGAUCGCUGGGAACCGGACUGGACGAGAUCCCGCUGCCGGCGCUGGAAGACGAGCUGAACCCACGCGUGCGAGUCAAGCUGUGCCUGAAGGUCAACCACGAGUACUGCGGCGAGUACAUGGAAGCUGACAUUGGUCCCUCGCUGAUCCAAGAAGCCGCCUUCGUGGAACUCCCGACGCUGAUCGCGAUCGUGGUGUCCUGCAUCGUUGCCGGUCUGUUCGCCGUGCUGCUGCUGAUGUUCUGCCGCUGCAAGCGCAAGCAGUCCAAGGAGUCGGCCAAGGCCAAGGAGUACGACAUCGACUCGAUCCACCCGUCGAUCGUGGCCCAGCAGAACCAGGCUCCACCUCCGUACUACUCUGCGAGCAGCCUCGAGAACAAAGCCCUGGAGCACUCGAUGGACCUCGCCAUGGACCAGAACCAGGCGUUGUACGCGAGCCAGCAGACCUACGGAUAUCACCAGCAGAACGCCAUGAUGCCGCAGGUUCCCCAGAACGACUGGUCCAACAUGGGCUACGUGGAGAACUCGUACUCGAACUCGAACAACGGCGGCAGCGUCAACUCGCAGGACUCGAUCUGGCAGCUCAAGAUGUCGGCGGCGGCGUCCAACUCGGCCAACAUGGUGGUACCGCAGCACAACUACAUGGACCAGCCGCUGCAGCAGAACUACGGCUACGACCCGAUGACGCACGGUGGGUACGGAGCGGUCGAUGAUUACGCCCCGUAUCCGCACCUGAUGACGACGGCGAGCCAGCACGGAGGGGACGAGUACCACCACAACAUGCGCACCAGCCAGAACCCGUCGCGCCAGGACUACUGCAGCGAUCCGUACGCGUCGGUGCACAAGCCGAAGAAGAGGAUGGACCAGCAUAUGGACUUUGUCGCCGAAUCACCCUACCACGACGUCAGCGGUCUGCCCGACCCGUACAUGGAGCAGGACGAGGUCAAGUCCCCCGGUCCGAACCAGCACCUCUCGAUGAGCUACGACGACGCGCUCGCGCUGGAGAGCGGCUACUCGACCCCCAACUCCCGGAACCGCCGCGUGAUACACGAGAUCGUCGUGUAGAGUCGCUGGAACCGGGUGGACAAUGGACAAUGCAAGAAUCCGAAAGGCUACGAGAGAAUCACACAACGAGAGGAAAACAAUGAAAAUGGGGAACAAAUCACACAAUUUUUAAGAAACGAAUAAAACACACAAAAUAGUUCAAAUUUUAUCACGAGAGAAAGAGAGAGGGCAGCUAGUUGAAAGAGACGUUAUUAUUAGAGUGGAGACAAGAGAGUUUAUGUGUUUGAAAUAAAAUAACGAUCAUCUGGACGAACGGCUUCAGCCCAAGGGCUCUGUUUGAUCUCAAAUAACUCUUUCUGAGGCAAUCGCUGGAUGGUGCGGCCAAACUGUGAUUGUAAAUAUAACCGUAAGCUAUUGAUAAGUCUAGGUCCAGUUAUUUUUUAAAAGAGGAAUUUGUUUUAUAUAGAAAAGUAUGAUCGAUUAAAAUUAUUCGUUGCUCAUGCUGCCUUAGGAUGUCUAAGGUGGCAAACCCCUCUGAAAAUCUCAAACUCACAAAUCACAAGCAAAUAUUCUCAUCGUCUGUGCGUCGAUUGGAACCGAAUGUGCCAUUACCUGACGUAAUAAUUCAGAAAAAAAUGUUUCGGAAGCGAAUCGAAAGUGCAGUUGGAAUGGCAACUCUGGAAAUUUAUGAGAUUACUCGGUGAGAAUCCAGCAAAAGAAUCGUCCAAGUCGAAUAAUUAGUUUACUGUGGAAUGAGAGAGCGAGAGCGCGAGAUUCGAAUGGUUGGAUUUAGUUAAGGUCAAAUGGUGCCAUUCACAAUUCAUUUCUACUGGCGUGCCGAAAAAGGUCACUUGAAAUGAGUUCUGAUGAAUCUUCCACCUAAAAAAAAGUGCAGAACACGAAUGCGAGACACAUGACAAUAACGUAAUUAAGCUCCUCAAAUUGCUAAAUAUUAUCUCUUUGUUUCAUAAAUACUGCCACGAAAGUCCUUUUAUUAAACUUUUCACCCGAGUCCAGCCCUGCGUUUGACAGUUCGAAACCCACCUUCAACAUUGCUCCCCUUGAUCCCAUAAAAAAAGAAUCAAAGCCAUGGUUUUCUACCUAAGGUACUCGCGAUUGAGUGUGUAGUAGUGCGGUUGUCAAAAUCGCUAUCUCUGACUCUCUCACUCCACUGACAUUGACAUUGUUUAUGUUUUGGUUUUCCUGGCACGGUCCUUGAAGCCUUGAAUCAAAGCAACCAGAGCUUGGUUUCGAUCUGUCAAACGCAAAGCUGACGCAACUGUUUUCACCACACUGAGAAAAGUUAUCACGAACGUUUGUUGACGUUGGCUGCUUGAAAAGCGGUGCGACCAGUUUUUCGUCUAACCUUUCCUCAAGUGUCUCGAAACACUCUAAACUCCUCGUACCUUUGCCGACCCAAGUUGGGCAAAGUGUGCAAAAUGUAAAAAAGUAUAUAUUUUCCCACCUCCUUCUACCUUCCAGUUUAUGUUUUCAUUUCGUGAAGCAAAAUAUCUCUUCCCUCCAUAGUUUUUAAAUUAAAACAAGUGUUUUUUUUUUAAGUUAGUAAGUCGGGCAAACCGAUAAGCGCCGACAGAGCUAGUAGCUAGGUGAGAAAUGAGUAAUUAAAAACUUGUAAAUACCGACGACGCGAAGCAAGGCAAAGCAAAACUUAAAUAUAUACAUAUUCAAAGCGUCGUUCUUUAAUGAAACUUUGCCAAACGGAAAGUGUGAGCUAAUCGUUCUCUCGUCCCUUUCCACACUGCAAGAAAUCGCCACUUUUGAAACGGGCGACAAAUAUUCACAGCAACUUUUGUUGUGUUGUGGAUGCAGUUUUGCGCAAAGUUGGCGGACGACGAAAAGUUACAACGAGAAAGCAAUUUCUUAAACAUUAACAAGAGUUUGUUAACGAAGGAAAGUUUUUUCCCGUGCUGCACACCGAAACAAAACGACACACAAAGUCGAGUCGGGCGCGACGAAAUAGCGCGAACAAACAUCUCAGUAUCAAUUAGCAGCAGCAGGAAACUCUCUAGCUCAAAUGAUCUUGGCAGAUGUAGGCAAAUUGAAGUCGCGCGGAAAAGUUUAAUUUUACAAGGAAAAAGUUUUUUUUUGUUUUGUGUAAAUAUUGACUGAAAUAAUUUUUAUUGCAACGCGCGGAUCUACUUAUUUUUUAAGUGCGAUUUGUAAGUAAUUAGCCGUUAGGGAGGAAAAACUUUUUCGAAACAAAUAAAUUUAUUUUUAAACACAAA